Messenger RNA from Haemonchus placei, 582 nucleotides. Lineage: Eukaryota; Metazoa; Nematoda; Chromadorea; Rhabditida; Trichostrongylidae. The record is from the annotation of a GenBank genome assembly.
AUGCCAACAACACCGAAACGUUCACGCCGGCGCGAUGAAGGCAAAGAGUUGAUUAAUCUGGUCGUCGUAGGGCAUGUCGAUGCCGGUAAAAGCACACUUAUGGGCCAUCUUCUCUAUCGGCUAGGGUGUGUGGAUCAACGUACACUUCAUAAGUACAAGCAAGAGUCGGCCAGAUCUGGCAAGGCCUCUUUUGCAUUUGCAUGGGUGUUGGAUGAAACAGAAGAGGAACGAUCUCGGGGUGUAACCAUGGAUAUUGCAAAAACAACCUUCGAAACCAAAUCAAAGCGAGUUCUACUCCUGGAUGCUCCCGGGCACAAAGAUUUCAUACCGAAUAUGAUCACGGGUGAGGCACGACAAUCAUCUCGGUUUCAUAGCUGUGGAUACAGUGCGUUUCAUAAUUAUAAGGUCACCCCAGAUUUUUGCGAUUCUGGAGAAAGCAGCCAGAAUGGAAUUUUUUGGCAAACACUGGUAGAUUCCUCGUCACAAUGUACCUCAGUACUCAAAUUGUGGUCGCAAUAUCCUUCACCUCAAAUUUUUUACGAAUUUUUUAAAGAUAGUGUCGGCUUUUGCACCGUUUCAUAA